Molecule: messenger RNA, 3150 nt
Organism: Protopterus annectens (West African lungfish)
Lineage: Eukaryota; Metazoa; Chordata; Ceratodontiformes; Protopteridae
Gene: PBX2
Product: PBX homeobox 2
Exons: 8
Coding region: 378-1652 (424 amino acids)
Biological process (GO): brain development; animal organ morphogenesis; neuron development
Cellular component (GO): nucleus
Molecular function (GO): DNA-binding transcription factor activity, RNA polymerase II-specific; RNA polymerase II cis-regulatory region sequence-specific DNA binding
Source: RefSeq, a predicted model, not a curated record
CGCCAACUGCCCCUGCUUUUUAGAUGUAUUUUGCUGGAGUUAAGGAACUGAGUGGUGGCAGUAUCGAGUUAUAAUUCACCGAAACGAUGGAAGAAACCGAGUGAGGGAAGCUAUAGGCAGUAUCAGUAGUUCUGUCUCCAUUUUACAGACACUAUCAAGAAAUCAAAACUCAGCGUUUGUUUUUCGUGAGGACGCGGGCACUGGUAGAAACCGCUUCCUAAAAAAGGGUUAUCUGCGUCUUGCUUCCCAUUGCUUGGAUUGCUGUGGUACUUUUCUGUCUUUUUCGGGGGCAUUGUACUUGGCAGUUUUGUCCCUUGUAUCUUGCUACUCUCUGCACUGGAGUUUUUCUUGAUUCCUUUCCCUUUUCAAACCCAUUGAUGAUGGACGAGCAGAGCCGGAUGAUGCAGGCCCGGGGUGUGGGGAUCCCGGGCCACCCAGUUCAGGGGGGGCUUCAAGCCAUGAAUCCCCACCAACUCCACGACACGUCUUCGGACAACGGAGAGACCAGGAAACAGGACAUUGGGGACAUUCUUCAGCAGAUUAUGACUAUCACCGACCAAAGCCUCGAUGAAGCCCAAGCCAAGAAACACGCUCUGAACUGUCACCGUAUGAAACCGGCCCUUUUCAGCGUCCUGUGUGAGAUCAAAGAAAAAACCGGUUUGAGUAUCCGUAGCAAUCAGGAGGAGGAGCCAGUAGACCCCCAGCUUAUGCGGUUGGAUAACAUGCUGCUAGCAGAAGGGGUUGCGGGUCCUGAGAAAGGAGGUGGAUCGGCUGCAGCUGCAGCAGCUGCUGCAGCAUCUGGUGGUGUCUCUCCAGAUAAUUCUAUUGAGCAUUCAGACUACAGGAACAAAUUGGCACAGAUUAGACAGAUAUACCACACAGAGCUGGAAAAAUAUGAACAGGCAUGUAAUGAAUUCACAACUCAUGUCAUGAACUUGCUUCGAGAGCAGAGUCGAACACGCCCCAUCUCCCCGAAAGAGAUUGAACGGAUGGUGAGCAUCAUUCACAGGAAGUUCAGCUCCAUACAGAUGCAACUCAAACAGAGCACAUGUGAAGCAGUUAUGAUUUUGCGUUCCAGAUUUCUUGAUGCCAGGAGAAAAAGGCGGAAUUUCAGCAAACAAGCAACAGAAGUACUAAAUGAGUACUUUUACUCGCACCUUAGUAACCCCUACCCAAGUGAGGAAGCCAAGGAGGAGCUGGCAAAGAAGUGUGGAAUCACUGUCUCACAGGUCUCAAACUGGUUUGGGAACAAGCGAAUCCGGUACAAGAAGAACAUCGGUAAGUUCCAGGAGGAGGCGAACAUUUACGCAGUGAAAACGGCAGUCAGCGUGGCGCAGGGGAGCCACAGUGGAGCCAACUCACCCACCACGCCCACAUCAGCAGGUUCUGGUGGCUCAUUUAAUCUCUCUGGUUCAGGAGACAUGUUCAUUGGCAUGCAGGGUUUAAACGGUGAUGCAUAUCCAGGGUCUCAGGUUGAAUCACUUCGUCACUCCAUGGGCCAGGGGGCUUACAGUGAUGGACUGGGUGGCAAUCAGCUCUACAGUCCUCGAGAAAUCAGGGCAAAUGGUGGUUGGCAGGAGGCAGCCACUCCUUCUUCAGUGACAUCACCAACAGAAGGACCAGGAAGUGUACACUCAGAUACCUCCAACUGAUCUCCUAGCAUUCAUCAUUCCCUUUUCUGCCCAGCGUUGACUGAAAAAGAAGGGUGAUGCAGUUGUACUGUUUACCACCUGCGUGUGUUUGUAAAAAAAAAUCUUUAAAUGAACAGGAAAAAGCUGACUUUAGUCUGGUUGCAGACAAAAAAAUAUCUGUAAUGAUGGAUAUGAAAGGAGACUUAGAAAAGACUGCGAACAAAUUUGACCGUGGAAGGUUAUGAGAUACUGUAAGGGUUCAUUUUGAGAGUACAGUUUAUGAAGCACCCAUUCAUUAAUUCCAGAACACUUUUUUUCAUCAUCUCUGAAUGUCUAAAUGUCAGUUCAGUGGAAUCUAAAACUGAAAAGAUAAAAAUCAGCUUUGCUAGCAUGGCUGACAGUAAAUCAUUUAACUUGCAUCCCUCUGAGCCUUCUGAGCCCAGUGAGGUUUUCUGGAGAGAUCUAGGAGAGGUGAAACAGAGAGAUGUGUGCUGUCAUCGGCUUUCAUUUAAAUCCCCCACGUUCUGUAACAUUAAAGUGAGCAGCUUUGAUUUCUGCUGAAUGCGAACCACCUAAUUCUCGGAUGUUGAGGAAUGCCUGACUAGUCUUCCUUGAUUGUAACAUUGUGGCACUGAAGCAGAUAUUUGCACCAUUGAAAAGGCUUUUGACACUGGUCACGUGUUUCAUUAUAUUUGGGCAUGAAACAGUCUCUGGUACUAAUCAGUGUUCAAGGUUUUGUCUGAAGUUGGAAUCUGGAUAUGAAUCAGCAGACUGAGAGGAAUGCAUUUGUCUUCCUUGUAGAAGGGACUUGAUCUUUGAUACUUCAGAGCUACAUUUCUUCUGCAGGAAUCAUUGCAGCUUUCCUUUGGUAUCUCUCUCUUGCUAUUUAACACUGAUGAACCUUUGAUGCUUCAUCCCCUAAUAUUGAACAAUUUGAUGGUAAAAGGUGGUUUGUGAGAACACUGGUGGAAUAAGUGAGGCAUUUGUGUGAUCGCCUUACUGUGUCUUCUCCAGGGAUUUAGAUGACAAAGCUUCAUUUGUCACUGUUGUAUCUUGGAGGGCAUGAUGACUUAACAUAGUCCAGAACAAGUGACACUUUGUACAUUUGACAUUGUGCAUUUCUUGAAUGCGUGACAAGAAUGGAAUGUCUGAGACGACUAAAAGAGGGACAGCUAGCCCUUCUCCAGAUGAGAAAACACACACACACACACACACACACACACACACACACACACACACACACACACACACACACACAGCAUUUGAUGCACCUGCAGUCUUAAAAAUGAUGCCGACUGUAAGCUUUAAUUAGAUAGGGAUACUUAUGUUUGGCUUGGAUGACCUUUUUUCUCAAUUUUUGGCUACAAUGGAGGUGAUUUAAAAAAAAACUUAGUUCAUUUGAAUGCAAGAGGGUCGCUGUUGCCAAAAAUGUGGUGACCUACACCAAGGUUGAAACCUUAUUGUGGCUUAGUUGUUAGCCAACACCUGGCUAUUGCAUAAAAGUUUUGUUAACACUGGA